Molecule: messenger RNA, 4136 nt
Organism: Gryllus bimaculatus (two-spotted cricket)
Lineage: Eukaryota; Metazoa; Arthropoda; Insecta; Orthoptera; Gryllidae
Source: the annotation of a GenBank genome assembly
GGUAAGGCCAAAAACAGAAUAGCUGUGGCUUCUACCGGUGACCAUGGCGACCAGAACUCACGGCUCGAGAGCGCGCCGUCGGCCGCCAUCCAGCUGCCGGGCGCCGAGGCGCCGCCGCGGCCGCUGGAGCUCGUCUUCUGCGGGCUGUCGGUGUGCGUGGCGCGGCGGCCCGUGCUGCGCGACGUGUCCGGCGUGGUGCGGCCCGGCGAGCUGCUCGCCGUCAUGGGCCCCUCGGAAUUUCUUAACAAUCCUUACUUUUUGCCAACGACGCUGCUCAACUGCCUGUCGGGGCGCACCAAGCUGGACGCCGGUUGGGUGCGGCUCAACCGCGAGCGCCUCAGCAAGCGCUGGAAGCGGCGCAUCUGCUACGUGCUGCAGCAGGACAUCUUCUUCCCGGACCUCACGCUGCGGCAGACGCUUGAGUACGCGGCGCGGCUGCGGCUACCGGACACCCUGUCGCACGCCCAGAAGAUGCAGUGCGUCGACCACAUCAUCGACGUGCUCGACCUCACCGCCUGCCAAGACACGAUCAUUGGGGAUUACAUGAAGCGAGGCUUGUCAGGAGGUGAAAAGAAAAGGGCCAACAUUGCCUGCGAGCUGCUCACAAACCCCUCACUCAUGCUGCUUGAUGAACCUACGUCAGGACUGGAUUCCCAUUCAGCAUACAGUCUCAUGCGCUGUCUCAAGCGGUACGCAGAAAAAGAAGGCAAGACAGUCGUGGUGACAGUUCACCAGCCUUCUUCUCAGAUAUUCCAUAUGUUCAAUAAACUACUUCUACUCUGCAAUGGUCAGACCGCCUAUUUUGGAGAAGUCAGCAAAGUUGUUGAUUUCUUCAAUAACAUUGGACUAACUGUGAUUCCUCAAUAUAAUCCAGCUGACUUCAUAUUGGAACAAGUGAAAGGCAGUGAAGAAAUGAAGGAGAAGAUAAUUGCAGCUUCCAAAGAUGCCCGGAGGUUACCCGACUAUCCUCAGGAGCUGCUACCGGAGUAUUACUCGAACUCUGUCAAUGUCUGUGAUAAAUAUACUAUGCCCAAAUAUGAUGAUAGUCACCUACCAGCAAAUGUAACGGUUGGAAACGAUGAGGGGAAACUCUGCUUAGACAACCAGAGUUACGCCUCAUCUUCUGUGAGCAGUUCAGAUGAUGACAUGAGCUGGCACUGGCCCACAAGUUUUUGGACACAGUUCAAGGUAUUGUCGCAACGGAACUUCCAAGAGGCGAGGCCACGGAUGCUGUCGAAGCUGAACUGGGUGCAGACGGUUGCGCUAGGUGUAAUGGCAGGCCUCUUGUGGUUUCAAUUGGAGCGAAAGGAGGAAGCACUUCAUGACAUUCAGGGCUGGAUGUUCUUCUCCACAACGUACUGGAUGUUAUUCGCACAUUUCGGAGCGCUCUCCUCCUUCCCUCCUGAGCGAGAGGUCAUCAACAAGGAGCGACUAUCAGGAGCAUAUCGUUUGUCAGCGUAUUACCUAGCGAAAAUGGUGGGCGAGCUUCCCCUUACAAUAACACUGCCAGCCGUCUACCAUCUCAUCUCAUACCCCAUGCUUGGCUUCCACAGUGCAGCGGUCUUCCUCACCCUUUUAGGAUUUCUACUUCUAAAUACAAGUGUUGGGUUCUUCAUUGGUGCGUCUUGUAUGGACAUGCAGGUCUCCAUUACCAUUAGUGCCCUUUACACGUUAGCUACUCAGUUGUUUGGUGGUUAUUUGGCCACAAAUAUUUCACCAUGGCUGCGAUGGAUGCAGUAUCUCAGUAUGGUCCACUAUGCGUAUCAAAAUAUGCAGAUAGUGGAAUUCAGUGAUGGUGCACCUAUAGAGUGUGCAGUGCAGACCAAGUUUGACGCGUGCACAAAUGGCACAAAGCACAUUCCAGUGCAGGCCAUCCUGGACGCCCAAGGGGCCAGCCUCCCGUUGUGGGCCAACACGUUGGUGCUGCUCCUGUUCCUCUUUCUGUUCCGUGUCCUGGGCUACGUCGUGCUACGCUACUUCCGCAGGCCCAAGUGACGUCGAGGGCUGUAGACACCACAGACUUUAGCUUCCCGACAUCCGCCUGCCAGCAUCUCGAAAAACACAGAGGUCCUUCUGACUUGUGGGAUAAAGCUUUUUUAUUUUAUUCUCAUAGUUUGUGUAAACGUUCCUUAGCAGGUAAUGCGAACAAAGUUAGAAUGCGAUAAAAGGCUGGAAGUGCAUUGUUGAACGUUUCCUGAAAGGACAGUUGUAAGAAAGUGCACACUAAGCCACUCUUGAUGUGAUGGAAUAUGAGAAAGCUGUGUUGUGGGUUAUUUUAUUUUCAACAACAAUAUAUGUUAAAAUAUUCUCACAAUAUACUUGGGUUUGUUGUGGUUGAAUUUUUUAUUCACCUUCUCUAUUUGAAUUUUGUUGCAUCUCAACUCGUCUGACUUGAGUGCAGACACCAAUGCUGCCUCAUUCCUGUGGAGAGUGGUUGUGUAUUUUCGAGGAUCUGCAGUGCCUUGAGUAAUGAAUCAUGUGCCAAGAAGUAACUAGCAUCAACUGCAAUUGCGAUUAAUGUAACUCCUUCGAAUGCAGAUGUUAAGGACCUGCCUGGAGGUACAAUGCAUGGUGUUUUGAUUGCAGUACAAGUGUUCAUUAAUGUAAAUUCUAGUAUGGUGAAAUAUGGAUUCUGAGGACAAAAACAAUGGAGUUGCUAUGAUUUCAAGUUUACUGUGUUCCAAUUUUAUACCCAAUGUGCUUCAUGUUGUAAGAGACAUAAAUGUCUGUGUUUUGUGUUCCUCUGUAACUAGAGAACAUCCCACCAUUGUUCCAUUCUCUUGCACAUUGCACAGGAAAUGAAAAGAAAAGGGGAAAAAUGCAAAACUGUAGAAGAUUACCAUCACGUUAUUGAAAUGUUACCGUGUACCCAGUUCAGUACAGUAGACUUAGCUUACAUUGACCUAGAUAGCACCAUAACCUUUUAAAUCAUCCCUUAUACCAUACCUUUGGCAGCAUGUUUUUAUAAAUAUAUAAUAUAUUAUACAUAUAUACAUACAUAUAUAUAUUUCUUGUGGAAUAAUAGUAUAUUAUGUAUGGGGACGUACAGUGUUGAAUGUUGAUUGGGUUCUUAACCCUAGUUGCAAGUGGGUGGUGCAUAAUCCAGUGUACAUAGCAAGGACAUUUGCGUGGAUCUCAGAUAAAUGGCAGGAAUCUUAUGUACAGAAUGGAAAACCAUGCAGAGCAUGAUCAAGAUCUCUUCAUAGAGUCUAAAUCUGUCUCGGAGCCACUUUGAAUGUGAAACAGGUACUUGCUUUAAAAAAAAUGUUUAUUCUGUGCGCAUCAUUUACUAGGCAUAUUUAUCUUCUUUGAUUUUGAAUGUAUAAAGAUACAUUAAACAAAUUUUAAAUUUGCUAGCUUCUUUUGAAGACAAUUUAAAGAUGCGCUCAUUAAAGAAAAGAUAAAUAUGUACCUAUUUUAUCUGAAUAUGACAUAUAAUGUUAUGAGAUUUUAAUGUUAGUUUUACAUCCUUUUAUACUUGGAUAUUAUGUUGGAGUAGAGAAAUGUGCCUGUUCACUACAUGACUCGUAAAACCCUGUGGUCUUGUUCCUGGCAGCUAACAGACUAUGUCAAGAGACCUAUUGAGCUGUAAUUUAUUUUUACUUACCCAGUCGAGUUGUCUACCAGGAAAGCCUGUCUCAGGAAGAUGCAAUAUUUGUAUCGUGUGUGCAUUUGGGAUUGGAUGGAAGAGAGAGUGCAUUGUGUAUGUGAGUGUGAAUGCGUAGAGGAACUUACUGUUAAAACAUUUAGUGUAACCCACAACUCUGUGGAUUUUUUAUUUCACUUGUCCAACUCGAAUGAGUACCUUUUGUGCAUGUACUAUUUCCUUCCUCUGUAAUAUUCAGUGAUCUGUUUACACUUUUCUCAAUUCCUUUAUUCCAUAUUCCUAAUUACAUUGUACCAAAACUAUGUAUAGGAAAGACUAUUUUUAAGAAUUAUUUGCUGCCACCAGUAUCUUUGGACUUAUAUUAUUCAAAAUUAAAAUUUUAUUAAUAAAGACAUGAAAAUAUUAGUAAACCAGAUUACCUAGUCCCAUAGAGUUUUUGAGAGCAGACAGCUGAAAGAUGCUAUUUAUAUUCAAUAAACCUGUUAUAGAAAUACAUUGUUUGCCAUUUUAACAACCAUUAUUCCUUUCC